Salvelinus namaycush (lake trout) is the source of this 3303-nucleotide messenger RNA. Its product is annotated as zinc finger protein 17-like. The record is from RefSeq and is a predicted model, not a curated record. NCBI's taxonomy places the organism in Eukaryota, Metazoa, Chordata, Actinopteri, Salmoniformes, Salmonidae. The transcript has 7 exons. Bases 95 to 2410 code for a protein of 771 amino acids. Gene Ontology annotation, cellular component: nucleus.
UAAAUCGUUUGUGGGUUGUGGAUAGCUAUCUAUCAUGCUAGUUACCUUUACUGUUAGAUUUCUGCCUAUCGUACAUAUUUGGUAACAUUCUGGCAUGGACAAACGAGUCAAGAAGAGUACUGCCAGUACGGCCCCCCCACUUCCUCUCUCCUCUUUGCGACUAUUGGUUUCUCCGCUGCGGCUGAUGUAUUCAUUUGUAUGGCAUGUGGUGAAUCAACGCAAUGUGAUGCACUAUGGGAAGGUCGAGGAGUUUGUAACUGUGGUGACUGAAGCAGUUCCAAAGUUGCUGAGUUACAAACAGAGGGCUCAACUCAUCCUGGGUCUGAGAGCAAGGAUGAUCUUGGAGUUGUUCCGUAAGGACCCACCCAACCUUCAGGACAUCCAACGUCUCCUGGAAAAGAUGAACAUCUUGGGGCAGCCAGAUGCAGAAGUGGAGGAGUCACAGGCUAACUUCGUGGCGCUGGUCCAAACCCUGCUGAAAAACCCUUAUGAGAGGAAGCACUUCUUCCAGGAGGAGUUCCAUACACAGUAUGGCUCCAAGUAUGACGCAGCACUGCAGGCCCUUGUGGGAGGCUUGGUCCUCAGACUGGAACGACUGCUAUCUGUGCCAGAUCUCUCCCAGAUAGCGUCCAUUAUCAGUGCUGCCCCCUCUGACCUGGAGGAGUGUGGAAAGUCUGUGUCUGACCCUGAGCACCUGAAGAUUCUCCUCCAGCACCAGAACCUGCUAAAUAAGAUUCAGUUUGUACCUGUCACUUCUUCUGUGGGUGACUGUGUGCUGUCCUCGCUGUCCUUCCGCCUCGCGUGUGGAAUGCCAUCAAUGGAGCCAGAUUUUGACGAGCCAUCAGAAUCAUUAGAUGCCGCUCUAAGUGUCAUGAACCCUGCCUCCUUCAGUAACUUGGAGGAUCUGGGAAUGAUGUCAGAUGACUCUGACCAUGCUGGAGAAGAUAGUACUGUGGAGAGAGAAGACGAUGUACUGCCAGAGAGCGCCGUGGUCUGCUCUAGUCCUCAAGGUGUUAGCGGGCUGGUGGGAGGUGCACCAUCAAAAGGGGCACCAACAGUAAGGAGUAUGUUGCAAACAAUGAGACAGCAACAACUUGUAUCACUGAUGAGUACUUCCAUCACUGAAGCCUCUCCUUCACAGAUAGUCCUCCCUGCCACGGAUAACCAGCCGGUCGAGCUAACGAGUGUCGACCAGUGGGUCUCCCAUAUUGCCAGUUACACUUUAUCGCUCCAUUCCUUGCCACCCCUUCCACAAAACGAUCAUUUGGACAAGGAGAUGGAGUCGGCCGACACAGGUCUCGGAAGCAGUGUGGUGAUCGGGGGUCAGGAAACAGAGGUCGAUCUCUUUGAGAGUUCCAUUAUCCAAAGGAAGAGGGUGCAAAAGCCACUACGAGUAGCUUGCUCGAAAAAGAGAAACCCUGCAACCAACUCCUGCCAAGAGUGUGGGAAGCGUUUUCUGUCUCGGGGACGGCUGGAGGAUCACCUCCGCAUACACACCGGAGAGAAACCUUUCAAGUGCACCGAUUGUAGCAGGUUCUUCAGGACGUUGGCACUCCUGACCAACCAUAUGAAAAUUCACUCUGACGUGCGGCCCUUUAGCUGCGAUGAGUGCGGCAAGUGCUUUCGGAGAAAGGUUGGCCUUCAGAAUCACCAUCGUGUCCACACGGAUGCUAGACCAUACAAAUGCACCAUAUGUGGCAAGGGUUUCACGCAGGUACAGUACUGCAAACGACACAUGGAUUGUCAUACAAGUGAGAAUACCUAUUUUUGCACUCAUUGUCCGAAGAGUUUCCCAACCCAAUUCCAGCUGUCUGCCCACCAGCGCUGGCACACCAUGGACCGCCCGUACGCCUGUGAGCAGUGUGGGUUGCGUUUCUUUAUGCCAAGCUUGUUAAAGAGACACAUGGGCUACCACAUUGGGAACCGCCAGUUCCUGUGUGCCCAGUGCGGAAGGACCUUUGUUUAUGAGUUUGACCUAAAGAGACACCAAAAAGACCAUGACCCCAGUCCCAAGCUCCCCUGCCCCGUCUGCCAGAAGAUGUUUGGCAACAACAGCCUACUCCAGGCCCACAUACGCAGGCACUCUUCAGAGAAACCUUACAGAUGCGACAUAUGCGACAAGACCUUUAAAGACAGCGGGGGCCUCCGCAUACACAAGCGGGGGCUGCACUCGAACGAACGCCCUUACAGCUGCGACGAGUGUGGGAAGACCUACAAACUACACACGCACCUGAGGGAGCACAAGUUUAAACACACAGGGGAGGGCCACAGCUGUGGCCAGUGUGGAAAGGCCUUCAGGUACCUGCGUCUCCUGAAGGCGCACGAGCGGUCGCACUCCGAGCCAUCUGAGCUCACACGGCGAAACAGUCACACCAGCCGUCGCAGGAGACAUUCCUCCAAAAGGAGUUGAUUUUCUCACAUUUUCACACCUUUCACUGUGGCUACAGUAAUAUACAACAGUAUUCAACUUUGUCACAAUUCCAUGUCAUUGGCUGUACGGUCGUUAUGUAGGGCAGCCCAGGGUUCCUCUGUGUUGUCUUAAGAAUGCUGCAUUAUCCCACCAUUCUGUCAUAUCUCUGUGGUGCAGAGGGGCGACAUGAUGGGGGAUGGUGAGAUAUUUGACUUGAACGGAGAAGAGGGUCUCUGCUGUUCAGGACUGCUGCUCACUGUGUUUAGCUUCCUCCCUCUAUGAUCCUCCCUUCCUCUGAUCAGACAUACGGGGACUAUACAAACCCUUAUUACAUGAUACACAGCAUAUCAAGUACAGGGUCUAAAGUCUUUUCAAAUCAUGGAAUGUCAUACAUGGUCUAUUUUGGGAGGUACCAGCAUUGCAGUCCUAACAGCCAUGCAUACAAGCCGGUUGUGACUGAAGGCUCCCAGAAAAUCUGUGGACCGGAAAUUCAUAAAGUGAAUCUGUGGAACUAUGUUCAGUGAGGUGUGUUAGGUAAACCAGUGAAACAUCCUCCACUGUCAGGUACAGUAUGCUCUCAAGAGAACAUGGUUUUAAUCUGUUGACUUGGAUCAGGAUUGGGGGUCAAUUACUUUUUAAUUCAGGAUCUUUCUAAUAGAAAAUAAUUUCAGUUACUCCAACCCUGAUUUGGAUAGUCUCAUGGCUUCUCCCGCAGUAUAAUCACCAGAGUGAUUCAGAUUUAGUAUUUAAUAGUCACAUGUACAGGGUUGCAGGUAUAAUUGCGGAUACAGUGAAAAUCUUAGGGUCCAAACUCCAACAGAGUGUAGUUCUUCAAUUUGUGCUUCUUGUUCUAUCGCAAUGUUCUUGUUGAAUUAAAAAGCUUAUAGGCUACA